AUGGCCUUCCUCCCUCCACCAGAUGCGGCAUCUACACCAUAUGGUUGUGUUGCAUUAUGCAAUCGACGUCUCACCGCCCCCCUCUUCCGUCUUCGCGCUCCUAUAUUAACCCCAUCCCUUUGCUGGCAUUCUCAGUCUGCUAUCCUCACAUUCUGCUCUCUCAAGGAACUCCACUCGGCGAUCGUCAUGAAACUCAUCGCCAUCCGAAAGCAGAUCCAGAAGCGAGAGCAGUUGCCGAUGCUCAUGCUAGUCCCGAUCCUGUCGCCAGAGGACACCCAGGCAGCUUUAGCUCGAGUAGCAGCAGCGGAGGCUUUGGCAAGAAGAAGUUCUCCUCCUCCUCCUCCUCUUCCUCCUCCGGCCUGGGGAAGAAAUUUGAGGACCACUAUUUCUUUUUUGAAGUUACGAAGAUCCCCGGCGGUCGGAAAUGAAGCUGCUCGGGUCUCUCCAUCUCCCUCUUCUGCGCUGUUUAUUCAUCGAUUGUUGAUGGGCGUGGCUUUCGGGGAUAGCCAUGGAACAGGGGGAACCCCCACCGCGUUCGACUGCGGCCAGGCCUGGAUCGUGCUGGAGCCAGACUUCCUAUGCAGCUCAGAGGGGGAAUGCGCCGAUGGAACUGGUUUCCAAGAUUUGCAUUUCAAUGCGAUUCAAAAUGACAUCAAGGUGGAUGUCAUCUUGGGCGAUUAG
Messenger RNA from Darwinula stevensoni, 681 nucleotides. The record is from the annotation of a GenBank genome assembly. Lineage: Eukaryota; Metazoa; Arthropoda; Ostracoda; Podocopida; Darwinulidae.